Messenger RNA from Bipolaris maydis ATCC 48331, 348 nucleotides. NCBI's taxonomy places the organism in Eukaryota, Fungi, Ascomycota, Dothideomycetes, Pleosporales, Pleosporaceae. The record is from RefSeq and is a predicted model, not a curated record.
UGGUGGAGCAAACGAUGACGACGCUACGGAUGUUGUGCGGAUGAUGCGGGAUGGCCGAAAGAAGAGGGCAAGUUGGCUGAUGGUUGACAGGAAAUUGGAUAGAAAUGAAAGGGAAAACGUGUGCUAGAUCAUGGCCUGCUGGCGAUGUGUUGGAGCAGCUUGCUGGAAGUUUGAAGGCAUUCGAGACUGGAACAUGUGUUGAAAGAGAUUAUCCAGUCAGUGCGCUGCACUGUGCGUGUGCGUGUCACCGUCAGGGGAUCGACCUGUUGUGUGCGCCACGCCCUCAUGGGCGUCCGGCAGUAAAUAUCUGGCCUAGUUAAUUUAGCGACAUUGAAUCUCAUUCCAGAU